UUCUCGGGUGUGCUCUUACACAAGCAAGACACAGCCCCACCUAGGUUUGUUUCCCUGGCACCUUCCUGCUCCCUGCAACACUGUCACAAGUAAUCUGUUUGUUUUCUCUAACGCAAGGCAGACUCAUCCCAGCCAGGAUAGCUGUGAUAUUUCAGAUCCCAUUUGUAAAUACCUCCUAGACCUGAAGAGCCCAUUUAAUAAAUCCAUUACCAAAGAAGGCUGCAAUGCUGACCUUAGUCAGAAUUCUGUUGAUUUCAACUUUGUUUAGUUCACUACUAUUUGGGAGCCAUGGGAAAGAAAAUCCAGAAAUUAAUACAACACAAAGCGUUAUAGAAAGUUUGAAAACAGUGGGAAAUCAACCUAUUUCUUUGGCGAGUGAAGCAAAUUUAAAUCCCAAUGAGGAAAAGAUGAACAGCUCAAAUCCUAUCGCAAGUCAUUCCUCUCUUUUGGAUCUAUCGAGUGACAUCCAUGCAAUGAAAAAUUUCUCCAGUAACUUGUCGACAGAGACUUUUUCUGGAACUCCAAGGCCCACAUCCAUGUUUUCUACAACCCCUGUUCUGAUUCACGGGUAUGUUUCUAAAUUGCCUUGGAAUGCAUCUAUAACAGACACAAAUCCUCUGCUGGUCUCUUACCCCAGUACUACCCCUACUGUACCUUUAGAAAACUUCACUUGGUCUUUGGCCAAUGAUACCACGAAACCUCCUGACAACAGUUCCAGUACAGUUGGCCUCCUUCCUCCAGAACCAACUACCAAGUCUGUGACACCCUCGACAGUAGAACACACUGGAUGGCUGACCACAGACAGAGAAAGCUUUACUGGAUUCACCCCCCAUCAAGAGAAAACAACUCUACAGCCGACCUUAAAAUUCACCAAUAAUUCAAAACUCUUCCCAAAUACGUCAGAUCCCCAAAAAGAGAACAGAAGCACGGGAAUCGUAUUUGGGGCCAUUUUAGGGGCUAUUCUGGGUGCCUCCUUGCUCACACUUGUUGGCUACCUGUUAUGUGGAAAAAGGAAAAUGGAUUCGUUUUCCCAUCGGCGACUUUACGAUGACAGAAAUGAACCAGUUCUGCGAUUAGACAAUGCACCAGAACCUUAUGAUGUGAGUUUUGGAAAUUCUAGCUACUACAACCCAGCUGGGAAUGAUUCAUCCACGCCAGAAGGCCAAGAAAAUGCCCGUGAUAGCAUUCCGAUGGAUGAUGUACCUCCACUUCGCACCUCAGUGUAAAACGAAGAGGAACAAGGCUGCUAGCAGACAGUUUCCUCUCCAUCCUCACUUUUUAACAAACUCAUCCCCCAGAAGGUUACACAAGUUCACUGUCAAGUGGAUUGUGCCAAGGAGAAUUUUAAAAAUGUGAGACUAGUAGCAGAAACGCAGCAUAAAUCAUCUGAAAGGUUUCCUUUCUUAUAAUUUUUGGCCAUGCUGAAGCAUUUAUUAUGUUACCUUAAUUUGUAUUUUAGUCAUUUUUUGCAUAGUGGGAAAUGUUUAUGAAAAUAGGCAAAAUUAAAAGAUGAUAUCCUACUAGCCAUGCUUAAUAAUUCAAUAAUAAAAAUCUUUCUA
This is a messenger RNA of Nycticebus coucang (slow loris), 1559 nucleotides long. RefSeq names its product mucin 15, cell surface associated (gene MUC15). The record is from RefSeq and is a predicted model, not a curated record. The coding region runs from base 225 to 1226 and encodes 333 amino acids. The transcript is spliced from 4 exons. Lineage: Eukaryota; Metazoa; Chordata; Mammalia; Primates; Lorisidae.